AUGAGCCACCCAGGAGAUAUUGUUAUAGGUGGAACCUUCAUGAUUCAUUUGGAAAGAGUCUUUAAUGACCUAGAUUUCACAACUAAGCCCUCAGAGCUGCAAUGCCAAUUAUUUGCCACAGAGUAUUAUCAGAGCAUGCAGGCCCUGAUAUUUGCUGUGGAAGAAAUUAAUGCAAAUCCGGAACUCCUACCUAACACUACACUGGGCUACCAGGUUUUUGACACUUGUUUUACGUUGCGGAAAGCAGCAGAAGGGACUCUUUCGUUACUGUCGGGGGGUAAUGUUAUAACCCCAAAUUAUCACUGCCUCAAAGGGGCACCUCUUGCUGGUAUCAUUGGUGACUCUUGGACAACAACAUCAAUUCUUAUGGCCCAAAUCUUGGGACUGCAACGAUACCCACAGAUCAGUUAUUUUGCAACUAACCCAAUUCUCAGUGAAAGGAACCUAUUCCCUUCCUUUUUUCGGACAAUUCCUAGUGACGAGUUUCAAAUGAGAGGCCUGGCCCAGCUAAUCUCGCAUUUUGGAUGGACUUAUGUAGGACUUCUGGCCAAUGAUAAUGACUAUGGUCAGUUUGGACUUCAGACGGUUAAGCAGGAGAUAAUCAAUGGUGGAGGCUGUGUGGCAUAUGCUGAAAAUAUAUUGACUGGUCAACCCAAUAGGAAUGCUCCUCAUCUUGUCAAUGUCGUUAAAAAGUCCUCUGCAAAGGUGGUGGUUAUGAUAACUUCUGAUUUUGAUUUUGUGGCUGUUAUGGAAGAGAUGUUGAGACAGAAUGUGACAGGAAUAACCUGGAUAGCCAGUGAAGCCAUGUCAACGUCAAAUUUACUCUCAAAUGAAGGCUUAAAGGGCAUAGUUUUGGGCACCAUUGGCUUUGCGAUUCAUCGUGGGAAGAUGCCAAAAUUUACUGAAUAUCUCAACAGCCUCAGUCCUUCAAAAAACCUCAACGAUGCAUUUAUUGGUGAAUACUGGGAGCAGAUCUUCUCUUGUAAAUGGCCCGACAAGGAGAAUUUAAAUAUUGGAACAGAAAACAUAACAAUGAAAGCAUGUACAGGAAGGGAGAAGCUUGGGAGCCUUCUUACUGAAGAGUAUCAUAGAGUAUCUCUUAAUGUAUACACAGCUGUAUAUGCAUUGGCUUGGGCCUUACACAGUUUGCAAAACUGUUCUCCUGGCAAUGGACCAUUCCAGCAUGGGAGCUGCGCCAAUAUCUCAUCAUUUCACCCUUGGCAGCUUCUACACUAUGUUAACAAUGUAAGAUUCAAGGCCCAAGAUGGGAGCCAAGUAUUUUUUGAUGCAAAAGGAAACCCCCCUCCAAUAUAUGACAUUGUCAAUUGGUGUGCAAAAGACAAGGACAUCCUGGAGCCAGUUACAGUUGGAAGUUAUGAUUUAAAUGCUCCAGAUGGAAAAACCUUGAAUAUAGACACUGUUGGUAUUACAUGGAAUAACAAUGACACACAGGUUCCUGUUUCCAAAUGCAGCCCAAGUUGUACUCCUGGAUCUAGGAAGGUGAUAGAACCAGGGAAACCUCUUUGUUGCUAUGCAUGUGCCCGGUGUCCCCAGGGAUAUAUUUCAAAUCAAACAGAUGCUGUUGAAUGUCUACCAUGUUCCUGGGACUCAUGGCCCAAUCUACAAAGAACUAAAUGUAUACCAAGAACGACAGAGUUUCUUUCCUAUGAAACUCCCUUAGGUUUUAGCUUGGCAGCUAUCACCAUCUUCUCAUCACUGGUGCCUCUUAUUAUUUUGGGAAUUUUUAUGUAUUAUAAAGAAACAGCAAUUGUCCGAGCCAACAACUAUUCUGUUAGUUGUCUUCUCCUGCUUUCCCUGUUCCUCUGUUUCCUUUGCUCUUUAGGGUUCAUUGGUUACCCACAACCUGAAAAGUGUCUUCUGCGCCAGGUGGCAUUUGGGAUGGUUUUUGAUCUUUGUAUCUCCUGUGUUCUGGCCAAAACCAUCACUGUUGUCAUAGCCUUUAAUGCAACCAAACCAGGCAGCAGGUUAAGAAAGUGGACAGGGGUGAAAGUGCCUUAUGUCCUCAUUUUGUGUUGUGCUUUAAUUCAGCUCUCUAUUUGUUUGAUUUGGUUGAUUUUUUUCCAACCCUUUCAUGAACUUGACAUUGAAACCAAACCUGGAAUCAUUAUAGUAAACUGUAAUGAAGGAUCAUCAACAGCUUUCUGGUGCAUGCUGGGAUACCUUGGCCUCCUGGCCACCAUAAGUUUCAUUAUUGCUUUCCUGGCCAGACGCCUCCCUGACAGUUUCAAUGAAGCCAAAUUUAUCACAUUCAGUAUGUUGGCUUUCCUCAGUGUCUGGGUGUCCUUUAUCCCAGCCUAUCUCAGUGCACAGGGGAUGUAUACUGUGGCAAUGGAGGUCUUUGCCAUUCUAUCCUCCAGUUGGGCCUUGAUAGUCUGUAUUUUUCUGUCCAAAUGCUUCAUUAUAUUGUUCAGACCCAACAUGAACUCCAGAGAAAAUCUAAUGGGGAAAGGGAGACACUAUAGAUAA
Xenopus laevis (African clawed frog) is the source of this 2487-nucleotide messenger RNA. Its product is annotated as extracellular calcium-sensing receptor. The transcript is spliced from 6 exons. NCBI's taxonomy places the organism in Eukaryota, Metazoa, Chordata, Amphibia, Anura, Pipidae. Bases 1 to 2487 code for a protein of 828 amino acids. The record is from RefSeq and is a predicted model, not a curated record.